Messenger RNA from Diaporthe amygdali, 519 nucleotides. RefSeq lists its product as uncharacterized. The transcript is spliced from 4 exons. The coding region runs from base 1 to 519 and encodes 172 amino acids. NCBI's taxonomy places the organism in Eukaryota, Fungi, Ascomycota, Sordariomycetes, Diaporthales, Diaporthaceae. The record is from RefSeq and is a predicted model, not a curated record.
AUGAUCGACGGCAUGGUUCAGCUCAUCCCAGUCGACGCCGUCAUCGCUGCCCUGGCAUCCGAUCUGCCAUCACACAUUAUCGUUGCAACCUGCACCCUCCCCCGGCCAACAAUACUCGCUGCCCUGGUCAUGGCCUCUUCCCCUUCUUCGAACUCAGUACAGAGUCAUAACAAACGGCAGGACAUUCGGAUGCGCCUCCAGCCAAGCCUGCGCUGCUGUGACUUUAUGCCAACUGAGGCGCCGGCAAGGUCGGUACCGGCCACCGACCGGCAGCGACGGCCGGGACGGCAAGGCUGCCUCUUGCCUCAGUCGGAAAGUUGUCCGAGUCAUAAGAUUGCCCCGAGCGUCCGCAGCCUUGGCCUUGGCCUCUCCGCCCACGCGUGGCCUGGAACAAUGCUGAACACCCCAGUGCUUCCCCAGAGUCAUCUUGCUCGCGGUAAGACCUUAAUGGUCCCGCACGGUCUGGGUGGAACAUCGGAAUUCAAGAAGACGGCCGCUUACAAGUCAACCAAGAACUGA